CUUCCGAGCGCUUGUGGCGGCGCCGGGCGAAACUACGCGUGAGGUUAGGGUGGGGAACGGACAGAGGUCGAUGCCCUCUUUGCGGUGCGGCGUUGCAGUCUCGCCGGAGAUCGUGAAGCCGCACUUGGUGACUAGCGAAGACACUGCCGAGGUCUCCACAGCUGCCGCGUGCAGGCACCUCAUCUGUAGCUUGCAAUCUGCAGGCAAUGAUGUAGGCUGCAUUUGUAUUUUAAAAAAUUGAACACUUCUUAGCCAAAUAAAUCUUUUUUGUAGCAUUCAAUGCCUAACAUUGCAGAAGAUGAAAGGGAGAAUAGUCCUGGAAAUAAUGAAAACAGACCUGGGCAAAAAUCUCCAGAAAUUACUCUUCAUGAUGCUGUGAAGCCAUAUUGCACUUCAGAUACCUCUACUACAUCCUUGGGUCCUAGCGGAGAUGGGCAUUAUCAAUGGGGAUGUCCUGUGACACACACUCGAGAGAAAUUUUAUACCAUCUGCUCAGACUUCGCUUUUUUAAACCAAGUAACAUCUGCUUGUAAAAGCCCAAGUGCUACAGUUAGUGCCUGUCUACCAGAUAGCGCUGCCUUAAAUGUUGGAAAUAGUACACCUGAUUUUAUUGGGAUUCAAACUGGUGCUUCAGAGAUAAUCUACAACGAAGAUGCUAAUUUGGAAAGUUUGUCUAGUAGUCUUGGAAAACUUCCACUGGCCUGGGAAAUUGAUAAAUCAGAGUUCAAUGGAGUGACCCCAGGUCUGAAAAACAAAGAAGGCAAUAUGAAGAAACAAGUAACCAAAAAAAAAUCCUCAGACAAAAAGACCAAGCAAAACAAGGAGUGUUCUCACUAUUCUACGUUUGAGGAAGUAAAGCAGCGGAAAGUGCUAGACCUCAGGAGAUGGUACUGUAUUAGCCGACCACAGUACAAGACUUCUUGUGGAAUUUCGUCUUUAGUAUCUUGCUGGAAUUUCUUAUACAGCACGCUGGGAGCUGGAAACCUGCCACCUAUUACUCAAGAAGAGGCUUUGCAUAUAUUGGGCUUUCAACCUCCAUUUGAGGAGAUUCGAUUUGGUCCCUUUACUGGAAAUACAACUUUAAUGAGAUGGUUUAGACAAAUUAAUGAUCACUUCCAUAUAAAAGGAUAUUCCUAUGUUCUAUAUAAACCUCAUGGGAAAAACAAGACAGCUGGAGAAACGGCCUCAGGGGCCUUGACAAAGUUAACACAUGGAUUGAAAGAAGAAUCGAUGGCCUACAUCUAUCAUUGCCAAAAUCAUUAUUUUUGUCCUAUUGGAUUUGAAGCCACCCCGGUAAAAGCUAGUAAAGCAUACAGGUUGCUGGACUUGGACUCGGGAGACCUGGGUUCAGUUCCAAGCUCAACCACAGACUUCCUGUGUGAUGUUAGAGGUCAUCUUUCACAGCAAGAAGUGGAAUAUUGGAUCUUAAUUGGAGAACCAAGUAGAAAACACCCUACCAUUCACUGUAAAAAGUGGGCAGAUAUUGUCACUGACCUAAACACUCAAAAUCCAGAAUACUUGGACAUUCGGCACCUGGAGAGGGGACUGCAGCAUCGAAAGACAAAGAAGGCAAGAGGAAAUCUUCAUUGCAUCAUUGCGUUUCAGAGACUUAACUGGCAAAGAUUUGGUCCUUGGAACUUUCAUUUUGGAAAUGCUAGACAAGACAGGCAAGGACAAGUAAUUGCCAAAUCCGAGAGUGAAGACAAUAUCUCCAAGAAACAGCACGGACGUCUGGGUAGAUCUUUCAGUGCUGGUUUCCAUCAGGAAUCUAUGUGGAAGAAGUCUAAUCUUCGUGACAGGAGGAACAGUGGAUAUCAGAGCUAUACAGAUUAUGAUGGGAAUGAUUAAAAUUAACUUUAGCAUAUCAGAUGUCUUGUUCUAAAGUUAAUUUUAAUCUAGACAUAGUAGGGGAUUUAUUAAUCCUAGAAUACAUAAGUAUAGAAAUCAUGGUACAAACGGCAGUCUCAUGAUUAUUUGAUGUAUAUGCUUGUAUUACAGUGGCGCUGGGUAAGAUGAGAUGUAAACUAAGAUAAGCACAGAUUAUUGUACUUUUAUAAUCAAAGUAAAUGUAAUAAGCAAAAUCAAUCAGUAAUUUUUUUUCAAGAAUUGUAUAUUUGGGACACUGAAAACAAAAGCAAAUUGGGGCACAGCAGUUUACAUAGAGACGUCUUUGAAAAGAACAUGUAAUACUCAAAGCAUGAGAUUUUUAUUUAAGAUUUUUCAAUAUGAUUAUUCUAUAUAUUCCUGGAGGGUAAAAAGUAAACAUUGCCAUCUUGUUUAACAUUUUUAUUUUAAGGUUGCCAUUGCCCAGGUAAAAAACUAUAAAGCUUUUCAGACUUAUGAAAUGAUCUCAGUCUAGUUCCCAGUGGAGCGUCAGCAUCACUUAAAAUAACCCUAGUUUGACACAAAGGUAAGAUAGGCUUGUAGUACUAGUAUUGUAUCAUUACUCCCAAGCAGUCUGCUUUGUGGGCUCCUUACUCCCAGUCUUUUUUUCAGAGCAUUACAUUUACUUCAUUUUAUAUGGGCUUUCUCAGUAAAAAUGAAGUUGGCUUGGACACUAACCAAAUAAGCCAAGUGCUUUUCUUUUGGCAAUUUUCUCUCCUUACAUUGCUUUUCAAAAUGUCUUUGCCACACUUUAAUUACAAAAAAGCCCGUGCUGUUGAAUGCUGAAAUGUAGCGUGGCAUGAGGCAGAAGUUGGUUCCUUAUUCCCAGCUCCUGGUUGCUUUUUCAAAGCUAACUGAUACCCAAUAAAAGCUUGUUAUUUAUAAUUA
Alligator mississippiensis (American alligator) is the source of this 2772-nucleotide messenger RNA. It is a transcript of the gene BIVM, whose product is annotated as basic, immunoglobulin-like variable motif containing. The record is from RefSeq and is a predicted model, not a curated record. The transcript has 11 exons. Lineage: Eukaryota; Metazoa; Chordata; Crocodylia; Alligatoridae. Gene Ontology annotation, molecular function: single-stranded DNA binding; DNA endonuclease activity. The coding region runs from base 280 to 1848 and encodes 522 amino acids. Gene Ontology annotation, biological process: nucleotide-excision repair. Gene Ontology annotation, cellular component: nucleus.